AUGGAGGUCUUGACAUUGACAUGGGAUUGCGUGGUAUUUUCAGCCUUGUUGUUGGCAGUGCUGGCCCUAUAUGUCUUGUGUCUGGUGAUGGUGAUGCUCGUGGUGAUGGUGAUGCUCGUGCUGAUCGUGGCCCUCUCAUGGCCUCCAGCCUUCGCGCUUCAAGCGCUGGCGGCCGUACUGGGGUCCUGGCUGGCUGAGCCCUUGCAGAGCCUGACCGGCCAGCUUCGUGUGGCCGGGCUGUGGGCCUUUGUCUUCUACGUGGCCUUCGGGUGCCAGGGGCUCUUCUCACCGUGGCGACUGGUGCCAGGGUACAUGGCCCGCUCAGGAGAGCAGUGGCAGAGGGCCCUGGCUCGGCUCGGCUUUCCUCCCCAGGCUGCGAGCACAGAAGCCUUCCUCUUCCGGUGGCUCAUCAUCAUCAUUCAACACAUCCUGGUCUUGGGCCUCGUUACAGCCUCCUACUUCUACGAGGCGGCAGUGCUGUUCCAGCAUGCCGCCCUGUGCCAGGUGGGCCACGAUGCCGCCGACCUGCUGAUCCACGCCCUCCGCAUGAGCGGUUUCAACCCAAUUCCCUGGCUCGGCCGCACCCCGUGCACUUGGGACUUCUUGAAGAAGCAUCUGCUCUUCCAUCACUCUCUCUCGCUGACCCUCCUGAUCCCCUUGAACUUGGCUGGCCUGGCCGAGAAUGGCCUCUACAAGGACAUGGUCUGGUGGCUCGAGGCUGAGGGCAUCGCCGGCAUGUUGGCGGAGAUCUUGCUGAAGGGACUGGAGCCCAACGCCAUCAAGUACAAGACGAUCUCUGGGGCGUCCUCCCUGCUCACCCUCUUCGUCCGCGGGGCGAAGUGGCCGUAUACCUUCGCCUCUGGCCUUGCCGUGGUGCACGGCCAAUCCUUUGGCAUCCUGCCGGCCUACGCCCUCGGCAUGUCCGCGUUCAGCUACUUCAAUUACCUGGCCGUCUGGAAGGGCGCCUGCCAGCUCCACAGGAUUCUUCGAGGAGCGGCUCCGUGA
Symbiodinium natans is the source of this 1005-nucleotide messenger RNA. Lineage: Eukaryota; Dinophyceae; Suessiales; Symbiodiniaceae. The record is from the annotation of a GenBank genome assembly.